Molecule: messenger RNA, 1377 nt
Organism: Acytostelium subglobosum LB1
Lineage: Eukaryota; Evosea; Eumycetozoa; Acytosteliales; Acytosteliaceae
Exons: 4
Biological process (GO): tRNA wobble position uridine thiolation
Cellular component (GO): mitochondrion
Molecular function (GO): sulfurtransferase activity
Source: RefSeq, a predicted model, not a curated record
UGGCUAUCCACUACUACUUCAACGACUCAGACACAGAGCCUAAAGGAUAGAAUAUUGAAUGCACCAAUCACAUACCCACCUCUUGUCAAUCAGGCAUUGAUCAAUGCCGUUGAGAAGAGACCAGAGGUGUGUGUUGGACUGUCUGGUGGUGUAGACUCUGCAAUCACAGCAUACAUGCUAAAGAAGAAAGGAUUCAAAGUGACCUGUGUCUUUAUCAAGAGUUGGGAUGAGAAAGAUGAACUUGGUUACUGCUCUGGCGAGAAGGACUUUGCCGAUGCCCAAGACAUUGCCAAACGUUUAGAUCUCCCAUUACAUCAUGCAGACUUUGUUAAAGAGUACUGGAAUAGAGUGUUCAAGUCAUUCUUGGAGGAGUAUAAUAAGGGUUAUACACCAAACCCUGAUGUGUUCUGUAAUAGAGAGAUCAAGUUUGAUGUGUUUUAUGACUAUGCCAGGAGCAUGGGCAUCGACAUGAUCGCAACUGGCCACUAUGCACGUCUAAACUACUUGGAUGGCCAACACACUGGCCAGGCACAACUAUUGCGAGGAGUCGAUCCAAGCAAGGAUCAAUCAUACUUCCUAUGCAUGACCGAGGGCUUCAAACUCAAUCGCUCGCUCUUCCCACUGGGCAACUGUUUAAAGUCCGACGCGGUGGCCUUAGCCAAUGAGUUGGGCUAUCAUAAUCUGACGACUAAACGAUCAAGUCGUGGCAUAUGCUUCAUUGGCAAACGACCCCUGGACGAAUUCCUUGGAGCAUACAUUGAUCUCAAGCCUGGAUUCUUUGUCGAUCACAAUGGAGACCGAAUCUCCAAGCACAAAGGUGCCAUUUGUUACACAAUUGGACAGAAAGCAAAUAUAUCAUCUCUUGGCGAAAGGUACUUCAUCUACAAGGUGGACCCGGUCAAGAACCAAGUCCAUGUUUGUCCAGAAUCAAGAUUGAACGUAUAUUUAUAUUCAAACACUGUUAAGAUACAUAGAGUCAACUGGAUCACAGGAGUUCCACCUCAACUAUUGACUGAGGGCGGAAGAAUGAGAAUAAGAUGCCAGGUUAGAUAUAGAGCGGAUAUGAUUGGAGCAGAGAUUAUAACACAAGCUGGAGUGGAUGGUGAUGGACCAGUUUAUACUGUCAAAUUGGACCAACCAGAGAGAGGUGUAGCACCAGGUCAGAUAUUAUGCAUGUUUAAGGAGAAUAGUGAGGUGUGUCUGGGUGGAGGUGCCGUAGGACUGGUCGUCACUACCACCGACGUCCUAGGACCACUGGCCCACACAACCGACUCAUUCCCAACACAGCCACCUGAACGCCACAACAACCACAACAACCAUUACAAUAACAACAACAACAGCAGGCAUCAUAGACAGGGAUUUCAAAAGGAGGAGCGA